Messenger RNA from Polyodon spathula (Mississippi paddlefish), 1741 nucleotides. It is a transcript of the gene aven, whose product is annotated as apoptosis, caspase activation inhibitor. NCBI's taxonomy places the organism in Eukaryota, Metazoa, Chordata, Actinopteri, Acipenseriformes, Polyodontidae. Gene Ontology annotation, biological process: negative regulation of G2/M transition of mitotic cell cycle. The transcript has 6 exons. The coding region runs from base 86 to 1093 and encodes 335 amino acids. The record is from RefSeq and is a predicted model, not a curated record.
UACAACAGUGUAACGUUAGAUCUGCCCCGGCUGUGUCUGUGAGAGACGAGUGCGGGAAAGGGAAGGACUGCUGAGUGCUGUGUUGAUGGAGCCAAGAGGUCGGAACCGGGGGUCUGGCAGGGGAGGUGGGAGAGGUGGGAGAGGUGGCUGGAGGCGAAAUGCAGGGGACAAGCAGUACCGAGAUCACCGCGGCGGCGAGGGCAGUGAAACCGGAGCACCUGAACACCGUGGCAGAGGGAGGGGUGGCGCUCACCGUGGAAGGGGAAGACAGGAGCAUCGCGGGCGGGGGCACCCAUCACCUCGUGGGAGGAUAAGUGAAAAGGAGGUUGAGGAAGAGGUGGAUGUGAAACACAGUGAUGAUGAAGAUUUUGGGCCCAGCGCCUCUUCGCGGAGGAAGCUAGUUUCGAACUGGGACCGCUAUGAGGCAGCUGAGAAGGAGGGGAUUGGUGAGAGUGGACAGUCACAGCGAGGAGAAGACUUCAGUGUCCUCCUCAGCUCUGCAGGUGAUUCUUUCACUCAGUUUCGAUUUGCUGAAGAAAAAGAAUGGGAGAUUGAUAUCUCAGCUAACAAUCAGAUGCCGGCUCUGCACGUUGACUGCCAGUCCUUGGCCCAGUCCCUUCAAGAGCUCCCUCUUCACCUGAGGUUGAACCUGGAGGCUGAACUGGUCCAGGUAACAACCCCUGUGGAACUGCCCCCAGUGAUGAUUAACAGCAAGAAGGAAGGCGUGACUGUCGCUCAGUUCAGAGGUCCCUCAGCUGGGAAGUCAGAGUCCUUCGUGUCUUCUGCUUCCCCCUUUACCAGUUCUGUAUCCUUCGCUGACCCGCUGUGCUCCACUGCACCCCGGCCAGCAGCAGAUGAGCUGGAUGAAGAACUCGACGUGCUUCUUACUUUAGAAGACCCAGUUCAGAUCGCUAAAAACAGCGUUCUGCCAGAAACUACAGCCCAAGACAUGGAAACUGUGGACAUCAUCACUGCUGCUGCUGCAGAUCCAGUGUCAGAGCAUGGCAAGGAAGCCUCUUCAGCAGACACGACCAUGAAGAAAGAAAUCACUGAGGAUGAGCUGGAGGACUGGCUGGACAGCAUGAUAUCCUGAUGCUUACCAGGCAGGGCUGUCAGUCUCAACCAUAUCAAACAGCCAAGUGCCAAGGCGAGGACUAGCAUGCCCAUCCCAAAGCACUUCAGUGCCCAUUGCAUAAAGAUCUGGCUGCACGAAUAUGCCCUUGCCUUUUUUGUUCUUUCAGUUCCACAGUUGCUUGGUGACAGGUGAUGCUUCCCAAUGCCUAAGCGUACAGGACCUAAAACUUUUGAAGAACAAAAUGCUUUAAAAUGUGACAAAGGCAAUAUUUCUCUUUAGUUUUAACUGGGUUUUGCAAUACAGGGGUGUUGCUAUAUCCUCUGUGUCAAGGCUGGAGACUCUAGCUUUAUCAGCUCCCUCUGUGUUCAGUGCCCUAUCCAGGGGUCAGGAUCAUGGGACUGUCGGGUUCGUGGGUCAUAACACAGAGCCAUUGAAUUUAAUGCCGCCAGCUACCCGCUAGCCAUAAAAGCAAUCGCUUUUAAUGACAGCUAUUAAACAGGAACCAGGCCAUGGAUUAAAUGGUUGCUGCAUUCUGCUUGUAAAAGGUGACAGGACUGUGUGUCAUUCAGCCUUGCCCAAAGCACAUGCACUACAGAAUCUCAAAUUGUACCUGUAAAACUGUGUUUUGCUUUAUUGAUCUAUAAUUAAAGCAUGGACUGAAUGGUA